Athene cunicularia (burrowing owl) is the source of this 2098-nucleotide messenger RNA. RefSeq names its product transmembrane 4 L six family member 18 (gene TM4SF18). The transcript has 5 exons. Gene Ontology annotation, cellular component: membrane. NCBI's taxonomy places the organism in Eukaryota, Metazoa, Chordata, Aves, Strigiformes, Strigidae. The record is from RefSeq and is a predicted model, not a curated record. The coding region runs from base 1260 to 1865 and encodes 201 amino acids.
GGGAGAGAUAUCAGAGAAUAGGUAGAAAAAUUGUGUAAUCGCAUGAGUGUCACCAUGCCCAUUUUCUUGGGUGAUCUCAUUCAAAGCAAUCAGAAGGAAUUCGUUACAACAUGCAACCCAGCUUUUAUGAGAUCAUGGGAGGAGCCUCCUGUGUGCAGAGCCUAAAACAAGCUCAUGAGGAAACAGAAGGAAAAUAGGCCAUGACAUCAUUGCUUCUAAAAUCAGCUGUCUUGCUUUUGAUAAAGCCCCAAUUUUUUUUUGUUCUCUGACUAUGACUUUCCUGCUGUGAGCAUUCAGACAGCUCUGGCUCUGUGUUACUGUGGUGAAUGUUUAGUUGCUCAGGGAAUGAUGACACAUGAAAAUGGGGAAACUGUCUGGCUUUCGCUUUGCACAGUGCAGAACGACAGGCAUUUCAAAAAACAGCCAGACCUUUUGUCCUGUACAAGAAGUCACGUGUCCUUAGGUCAGAGCCAUAGCUGUGCAUACUCAGCUGUAAGCACAGAAUAGAGCAACUGGAGAAAUAGCAGGAUUUAAUUUGUAAAACAGUUGAGCUGCGUAAUUAUGUGGCGAAGAGUAAGUAACUGAAGUGUGAAGUAAGUCUGCCUGUCAGUUUCUAACCAGUGUUAUUUGGGCUUCUAGACUCUCCCUGCAAGGUAGCCGAGACUCAGCUUGGUGUUUUUGUCAGGCUGCCCCAAGCGAGCAGCAGGUGUUGUUGGUUGGCCCUUAGGGCCGUAUCUGCCAAGCUCUGGUAUUAAUUCUGUGGUAUGAGGCAGCGUGUGCCCCUCUGUACAAAGACUGCACCUAUUUAUCAUUUGACAUCUCCCUUCCCCACAUAAGGUAGCAAGAGUUUUCAGCUGCAGUAAGGCUGAGCGUCACAGAAUAUCCACAUCCUGGUCCCUGUUCUCGGGAGGAGUGUGUUUCUAAGCAGUCACUAGGAAAUGAGAUUUUUGAAGUUCCUUCCUGAGUCUGACUGCUAGACAUGUUUCAUUUGGAAGAUCACAAAGGAGGAUCUUUUAGAACGGAAACUGCUAUUUAAAGACAUGUGCUUAGAAAGGAAAAUGAGUUUGGACAGUGGUACUCAUCCAUUGUUCUGUGAACCGUUAAACACCUCUGUGUCUCUGGAAUCAAAUCCCAGUCACCUGGUUCCGGUGAACGUGAAAUGACUGAGUCUAGCUGAGGAGGUCCAAACACUUUUCAUAUCUAAAACCUUAUAAUCUUUUGUUAGCUUAGAAGAGCAAAACUUCUAAAGUUCUUGAGAGAUGGCUUUAGAGACAUGUGGAAGCUGUUUGAGUUGUCUGCUGAUACCUCUUGCUCUUUGGAGUAUUGUUGUUAAUGUCCUAUUAUACUUCCCUAAUGGAAAAGCUUCACAUGCUGCCAGUUACCAGCUUCCCAACUACGUGUGGUAUUUUGAAGGCAUCUGUUUCUCAGGUGUGAUGAUCCUUCUGUUGGCAGUAAUUCUAAUAAUACUGGAGUGUAACGUGUUCUAUCGGUGCUGCCAGAGUGAGAGCUGUAACAAAACCUACAGGAGUUUUAUUUCGAUUGUGCUAGCCCUUCUUGGAGUUGCUUUCUCUGGAUACAGUUGCAUCAUUUUUACCUUGGGGUUGAUCCAGGGCCCCUUCUGCAAUUCAUCACAUGGAUGGGAUUAUAUCUUCAAAGACACUGCUGGAGGGUACCUCACAGAUUACCUUGCUUGGUCUCAGUGCACUGAACCUGCUAACAUAGUGGAGUGGAACACCAUUUUACUCUCUAUUCUGAUAGCUCUUAGUGGACUGCAGCUGGUCAUCUGUUCUCUCAAAGUGGUUGCUGAGUUGAAACGGACACUCUGCGGGAACUAUUCUGUUUUUGUCCAGGCCAGGAUUCUCUGAAAAUGACAAGGAAAUCUUCGCUGCUUCUCCCCCACACCCAGAGAAAGAGAGAAAUGGCUUCUCCAGCAUUUAUGGUGGUAGUUUUGGGUGCUGCAAAAACAAAUUAAGCCCUUGUCUUAAAUCUAUGUCUCUCAAGCCUCUCUGUUUUGGAUGAAGUUCCUGAACUGUGACAUCUACAUUUUUCUACUUGUUUUCUAACCUGUUCAGUUGUCCCUGGCAGUGACGCCCUCCCA